Molecule: messenger RNA, 1308 nt
Organism: Purpureocillium lilacinum
Lineage: Eukaryota; Fungi; Ascomycota; Sordariomycetes; Hypocreales; Ophiocordycipitaceae
Biological process (GO): protein import into nucleus
Cellular component (GO): cytoplasm
Source: RefSeq, a predicted model, not a curated record
AUGUCCAUCCCCCCGCAGCUCAUCCGUGUCAAACGCAAGAGGGUCGAAGAGGCACCAGUCCAGUUUCUACAAUUCGAUGCCUCUCAGAAACGCCAUCGCAGUGGUACCUGGGCUUAUCAGCGGCGAGAGCCAACCGCUGAGCCCGUCCGCGCCGACAAGCCCGUCAUCCACGUAUCCCGGCCAGAAGAUGCCUCACCCCCAACCAAGAAGCACCAAGGCGUGCGUCACUCUCUCGACUCGACCGUAGCUGGCCAGUCGGCUUCUGGCGAGGCUGUGGCCGGCCAUUCACCCGGCCAACCCGCUUUGGCGGAGCCGCGCCGCUUUCGAGUCUCGCGCUCGGCGACCCUGUCCGCUGGCAAGAGUCAGGUCCAGAAUGCCGGCGUCUCCAAGCGGGACCGGUAUGCGCCCGCCGUUUUUGUGGAAGGGACCAGAAGAAAAAAGUUGGCUCGCAAGAGUCUUGCAGUGCUGCAUGAAACCGCGGCACAGCCAGUGACGGCUCCUCCGUCCACCGAUGGACCGACUGGUGAUGUCCAACAGAAGGAUUUGAAGCGCCCGGGUGUCAAAAAGAAGGCCACGGCGGACUCCCAAAAAGAUGGCCCGACACACAGGCCGCUUCCAGAGUCCAUCAGAAACAGACAACAUGGCAACAUGGAUAAGAUCGCGGCAGACAUGGACCGAUGGGUCCUGGACGAGAUCGGUGCAAACCUCCACGGCAUGGAGCAGGACAAGCAGCUGGCCCAAAAACCCAGAUUCAAGCCCAAAGCCCCGGCAAAGAGGUUUCACGAACGGCAUCCGGAGUUUGCACAGACUUCUCAUACUCAGGUCGGCGAGUCAACAGACGUCACCAUGACUGAUGCUAGUGACGACGACGCCGAGGAGGACGACGACGACUGGGUCAUUGAGGAAUAUGUCCGAGUCCCUGCGUUGACCAUAUCCAUGGACGUGCCGGCUACAGAUAUAGGCGUUCUGGACCUAGCGGACGACGAGGAUAGUGCCCUCUUGUUCGGUCCGUUGCCGGAGGAUGACGAUGAUGCCGAUGAAGAAGACGAGGAUGAGAACGCUGAGAACCACUACACGGCGGAUUACCCUGAGGAUGAAGUUGACUCAGACGAUGAGUUUGGACGCCACGCCUAUCUCUACCGCAACACUAAUGCCUCGGACGAGGAGGAGUUUGACAACGCACACUACAGCGACGGAGACGAUGACGAUGACGAGGAUAUCAGGCUGAAGGGCAAUGACGAUGACGACGAUGACGUCCGCAUGGCCCGCAUCCGGGCGUACAUGAAACGCCAUUCAGCCUUUCCCUGA